AUGCUUCGAACACGAGAUCAAGAGUUCUCUACAGAAGAAGGUUCAAAAUAUGAACAACCUGAACAGACCGAGGCUACCGUCAGCGAAGACCCUACCCCAUCCGAGCCUGAGGAUGGAAAGACAGAGGACAAUGCUGCUUCUAAGGCGCGUGAGAGGCUGGCACGCUUUAAAGCUUUACAAGCUCGAGCUAAAUCGGCAACGGAACGCAACCUGAAAGAAACUGCAGCAGAGACUCAACGGCUGUCCACCGAUCCUAAUUUAGCCAACUCACUGUCACGCAAGCAUGCAUUCGCCUCUCACAACCUCCUCAAGGCGGACACAGAAGCUGCGGGCGAAGACUUCGAGCGUAAGCGAGCUUGGGAUUGGACCAUCGACGAAUCAGAGAAGUGGGAUCGACGCAUGGAGAAGAAGCAGCGACACCGCGACAACGUGGCAUUUCAAGACUACACUCAAGAUGCGCACAAGGUCUACAAGCGGCAGAUGCGAGAACUCCCAGCUAACCUGGAAGCAUACGAAAAGGAGAAGUUGGCCGCCAUCGAGAAGGCUGCUGCCAACGGCGACCUUGAGAUUGUUGAAACCGAGGACGGCGAGAUGAUCGCGAUUGAUAAAAACGGCAGCUUCUACUCCACAGCUGAUAGCGUGGGCUUCACCGACAACAAGCCAAACCGUGCUGCUGUGGACAGACUAGUGGGUGAUAUCCAGAAGGCCGAGGAAGUCCGCUUGAAGAAGCGCAAGGAGCGUCGUGGUGAUGAAGAGGCAGACGUAACCUAUAUCAACGACAAGAACAAGCAAUUCAACCAGAAGCUGGCUCGUUUCUACAACAAGUACACCAGCGAGAUUCGGGAUAGCUUCGAACGCGGUACUAUGAUCUAA
Molecule: messenger RNA, 873 nt
Organism: Penicillium maclennaniae
Lineage: Eukaryota; Fungi; Ascomycota; Eurotiomycetes; Eurotiales; Aspergillaceae
Product: pre-mRNA-splicing factor SYF2
Exons: 3
Coding region: 1-873 (290 amino acids)
Cellular component (GO): post-mRNA release spliceosomal complex; Prp19 complex; catalytic step 2 spliceosome
Source: RefSeq, a predicted model, not a curated record